Moneuplotes crassus is the source of this 640-nucleotide messenger RNA. The record is from the annotation of a GenBank genome assembly. Lineage: Eukaryota; Ciliophora; Spirotrichea; Euplotida; Euplotidae.
GAAAAAAUUGGAAUGAAACUAGUGAUUCCCUUUGUUUUCCUGCUGGCAUUCUCAGCCUCAAUGAGAGUGUUGACCAGUCAGGGAGGCUUGUCAGACACAGGUUCUCAAUGAACUGGCGAUUGAGCAACCCCAGUCGCAACUUGUAGGAUUCUGCAGAAUGAGAAUGGAGUCGAUGGACUCAUUAGAAUCGAACCUGCUUCUGAUGGCAGUGGAAAUAGUGAUGUAUAUGUUGAAUUAAGUGGUCUUACCCCUGGAGAGCAUGGAUUCCAUGUUCACGAGAGUCCAAUCACAGGCUCUGACUGUGAAUCCGCAGGCGGACAUUUCAAUCCAACAUAUGAGGAUCAUGGAGAUAUUGAUGCCCCAGAGCAUCAUGUUGGAGAUCUUGGUAAUAUCGAGAUUGAUGAGAAUGGAAAUGUAAGUACAGUCCUAAGCUCUGAUACUCUUACCCUCUCAGGUCCAACAAAUGUUGUUGGUCGAAGCAUCGUUGUUCAUGGAGGGCAAGACGACCUUGGAGAAGGAGGAGAUGAACAAUCUUUAGCAAAUGGAAACUCUGGUCCAAGAGUAGGAUGAUGCACUAUAACUUUACAAGGAUCUAAUAUAUAAACUUGAUUUUUAAUACGGAAAUUUCAAUGCCUUAUUA